AUGGACAAAUGUGUGGAGUAUUUGGAUGUGGUGGAUGAGGAGGAGAAGGCUUACAGAGAUGGAGCCAAAGAACAUGGUGAGGUAUUCAAAGAUAAGGCCCUCCAUGAUAGAUACAUGGACAAAUGUGUGGAGUAUUUGGAAAACCAUGUGCACAUGCAUGAGGUUGAUUUCAAUGCUGGUUUAGAAGCUUUUCCUAAUUCAGAAAAAGUUAAAGUUGUUGUCGAGAUCUUUGACCUACUGGAAGUGCAUUCAUGA
This is a messenger RNA of Prunus armeniaca (apricot), 255 nucleotides long. Lineage: Eukaryota; Viridiplantae; Streptophyta; Magnoliopsida; Rosales; Rosaceae. The record is from the annotation of a GenBank genome assembly.